This is a messenger RNA of Eurypyga helias (sunbittern), 576 nucleotides long. Its product is annotated as ras-related protein Rab-37. The coding region runs from base 1 to 576 and encodes 191 amino acids. The transcript has 8 exons. Lineage: Eukaryota; Metazoa; Chordata; Aves; Eurypygiformes; Eurypygidae. The record is from RefSeq and is a predicted model, not a curated record. Gene Ontology annotation, molecular function: GTP binding; GTPase activity. Gene Ontology annotation, cellular component: endosome; Golgi apparatus.
AUGUUACUUGGCGACUCGGGCGUGGGGAAAACCUGCUUCCUGCUCCAGUUCAAAGAUGGGGCCUUUCUCUCCGGGACGUUCAUAGCCACCGUGGGCAUAGAUUUUCGGAACAAAGUGGUGGCUGUGGAUGGCGUGAAGGUGAAGUUGCAGAUCUGGGACACGGCAGGACAGGAGCGUUUCCGCAGCGUCACCCACGCCUACUACAGGGAUGCCCAAGCCCUGCUCCUGCUCUACGAUAUCACCAGCAAGAUGUCCUUUGACAACAUCCGCGCCUGGCUGACGGAGAUCCACGAGUACGCCCAGAAGGAUGUGGUCAUCAUGCUGCUGGGCAAUAAGGCCGACGUGAACAGCGAGAGGGCCGUGAGGAUGGAGGAUGGAGCGUCACUGGCCAGGGAGUACGGCGUGCCUUUCAUGGAGACGAGCGCCAAGACGGGCAUGAACGUGGAGCUGGCCUUCCUGGCCAUUGCCAAGGAGCUGAAGCAGCGUGCGGUGCAGCUACCGGAUGAGCCGCGCUUCCAGAUCCACAACUACAUUGAGUCGCAGAAGAAGAAAUCCAGCUGCUGUGCUUUUGCCUGA